AUGCAAGGGAGUGAAAAAGAGAAUCUGCUUGGGAUAUACUACAGAUCGAUAUUUCCUAUGGAUGCAAUUGCAAAGUGGCUGCGGUAUAUUAAGACGCGGGAGUUUUCCUUUACCCUGCAGAAUGACAUAUACAUUCGCUACAUAACAGUGAAUACUGCGGAUGAGCUGGCUGUGCGGAUGGCAGUGGAUGUGCCGCAGAAGCUGGACAUUGGCGGGGUGUAUUUGCACAAGCCUGCUGCAGUAACCACUGAAAACAUGUGCAUGAUCAAGGAGCUGGUUUUUGAUAUUGACCUAACCGACUACACCCGGGCGUGCUGCUCUGAUAAAGACAUGUGCGAUAAGUGCAUGCCCUUAAUCAAGUGCGCGGUAGAGGUGCUGGAUAAUAUUCUGAGAAAUGUUUUUGGGUUUUGCCACAUUCUUUUUGUCUUCUCUGGCGGAAGAGGGGUGCACUGCUGGGUCAGUGAUGCCAUAGCCAUGACACUAACCGACAGAGACCGCGCAAACAUAGUAGACUAUAUUAGCAUGCUCCCAAAGAAAAACAUGCCCGAGAUCGAAGCCAUACUUAAAAAGUAUCAGGAUAUAAUGGGGCUUAGUGAAAAGGCCUUGAUUGGAGAGGUAUACUCGAGGCUCUUCCCAAAGCUGGAUGCCAAUGUAUCUAGACAAACCAAGCACUUGCUUAAGUCUCCGUUCUGCAUUCACCCAAGAACAGGGCGAGUGUGCGUUCCAAUUGACAUCAAGGAAAUAGAUGCACUGAGGCUAGAAGAUAUACCAACAGCAAGGGAUGUGGUGCGCAAAAGAGAUAUUCUAGAUAAAUAUGUAAAGUACUUUCAGCAGCAUGCGUCGCAGAUUAAGUAG
Messenger RNA from Nematocida ausubeli, 855 nucleotides. RefSeq lists its product as uncharacterized. Gene Ontology annotation, biological process: DNA replication, synthesis of primer. Bases 1 to 855 code for a protein of 284 amino acids. The record is from RefSeq and is a predicted model, not a curated record. The transcript has a single exon. Lineage: Eukaryota; Fungi; Microsporidia. Gene Ontology annotation, cellular component: alpha DNA polymerase:primase complex.